CUUUCCCUCAAACCCUCUCCAGCCAGGACCAAUGUACUUCCUGACCCCACGGAAAUGUGGCCUAUUUGGUGUUUCAUGUGAAGGGCUGCAGAAACAGGUGAAUUACCUGAUUGAUGAAGGCAUGUCAUCUACUAAGGGAAGCAAUGAAGUCAUCAGCUACAUGCAUCAUUUCUUCGGCAACUUUGGAGUUGGAGAAACAGAGGUGGAUCUUCAUUGUGACAACUGCAGUGGGCAGAACAAGAACAACUUCAUGCUCUGGUACCUUGCCUGGCGGGUUGGACACAAGCUUCACGAUAAAAUUGAAAUCCACUUCCUUAUUGCUGGCCACACCAAGUUUUCCCCUGACUGUGGCUUUGGACUCAUCAAGCAAGCCUACAUGAAGACAAGAGUCAACACUUUGGCAGACAUCGCUGAGGUUGUGGAAAACAGCUCUCCUGUGAGUCACCUCAAUAUCCCACAGCUUGUUGGAACGGCAGAGGGCAAAGUUUUAGUCCAGACCUUCGACUGGCAGCAGCAUCUGACUCGCCACUUCCGUAGACUCCCACAGAUCAAGAGUUAUCAGCACUUCAGCUUUGAAGCCAAGAGACCAGGUGUGGUGCUUGCAAAAGUCACCGUGAUGCACAACCUGUCGAAUAUCAGCUACUGCGCUGACGGAGCAGAUCUGCCCCCUGUCGACGGUCUUCCUGUCCUGGCCCCACCUGGACUGAAAAUUGACAGGCAGACCUAUCUAUAUGAAAAAAUCAGGCCAUUCUGUGCUGACGAGGCAAGAGACAUCACAUGCCCAGCGCCAAGGGUCACAACACAGAAGAGUCCACAGAAGAGGAUGCGAAUAAUGCAACUUAUUCCACCCUCUGGGGGAAGAGGAAAGCUCCUCAAUAAUGAUCAAGAGCUUGCCAUUGUAGAAAUGGUUGUUGCAAAUAAUGCAAUAAAACUGCAUGAAAUUCAAACUAGAAUUGUGGAGGACCAUGAGAUAUUUGACAAUAUCGAUAGCAUCAGCCUCACAACCAUUACGCGGACAUUGUCCAAACACAGAGUGCGGAUGAAGCAGCUCUACACUGUUCCCUUUGAGAGGAACAGUGAGAGAGUCAAGGAGCUAUGA
Messenger RNA from Xyrauchen texanus (razorback sucker), 1099 nucleotides. RefSeq lists its product as uncharacterized. The coding region runs from base 32 to 1099 and encodes 355 amino acids. The record is from RefSeq and is a predicted model, not a curated record. The transcript has 4 exons. Lineage: Eukaryota; Metazoa; Chordata; Actinopteri; Cypriniformes; Catostomidae.